Diuraphis noxia (Russian wheat aphid) is the source of this 1837-nucleotide messenger RNA. Its product is annotated as zinc finger MYM-type protein 1-like. Lineage: Eukaryota; Metazoa; Arthropoda; Insecta; Hemiptera; Aphididae. Gene Ontology annotation, molecular function: protein dimerization activity. The record is from RefSeq and is a predicted model, not a curated record.
AUGAAUUCAAAUAAACGUAAAGGUGGUGCAGAGAAAAUCCGAGAAAAAAAAAUGAAACUGUUGGCAUCAGUAGGAAAAAAAUGUACCAAAAUGUAUGAUUUUUUCAAAGUAAAAAAUGAAACAUACUCAUCAAGUAAUAAGGAGCUUACAGAAUCUACUGUUGGAGAGUUGUUUAUACAUACCAGUGCUGAAAUCACUGAACAUAGUUUAAAAUCUGAUCAGGUUACUGUAGAAAAUGACAAUUUAUCAUUAACRAAUUCUUUUGUGAAACAAUUAGAAACAGAAACUACAGGUCAAACUUCUAACAUAAACGAUCCAAUUCAUUCUCUACCUACCAACAGACUUGAACUAAAAGAAAGAAUACUCAAAGGGCCUUAUCGUCCAGUUUUGUCAUUAUUCCCAAGAACUAAACAAGGACAAUAUUUCCGGUCAUUUCAAGAAUGUUGGUAUAAAGAAUUCAAAUGGCUUGAAUAUAGUAUUGUAGCUGACGCAGUAUUUUGUUUUCCUUGUCGCUGUUUUUCUGGUAAUGAGGGAAACUCUAGUCAAUUAGAAAAUGUUUUUUCUAAAAUUGGUUUUAAAAAUUGGUAUAGAGCUAUAGAUAGGUUCAAAAAACAUCAACAAUCAAAAGCUCAUAUUAACAGCGCUAAAUCAUUAUCUGAAUUUUUAAAUUCUAAAUCUAUUGAUGAGAUAAUAGAUUCUAACGUGAAAUUAGUUAUGCAAAAACGUGAGAUURAACAGUCUAAUAAUCGUAAAAUUAUGGAACGAUUAAUAAAUAUUACAAUAUGUCUUGCUAAAGGAGGACGACCAUUUCGUGGCCAUAAUGAAAAAAAUGAUAGUCACCAGCAAGGUCUCUUCAGAGAAUUAGUCAACUUAUUAGUUAAAUAUGAUGAUGUUUUGAAAAACCAUAUAAAUUUUGGAGCUAAAAAUGCUCAAUAUAUUAGCAACAGAAUUCAAAAUGACAUAACAUUUUCAAUUCAUAAACACAAUAAAUUGUCAAUAGUUAUUCGUUAUUUUGAUCCUGCGACUAAUCGACCAGUUGAAAGUUUUAUAACAUUAAAAAAGAUGAUUUCUGUUACUGCUAAUUCAAUUUUUCAAACUAUAAAUGACGUUGUAACUAUUGAAUUAGGGUUACAAUGGGCUUCAGUACUUUCAGUAUGUUUUGAUGGUGCAUCAACAAUGGCAGGGAAUAUUGGAGGAGUUCAAGCAAAAUGCAAAGAAAAGAAUAGUAAUAUUUUAUAUGUGCAUUGUUAUGCACACUGUUUAAACUUAUCAUUAAUUGAUUCUAUAUGCGCUAGUUCUACAAGUAAAGGAGAAGUUAAGAAAGAUAGAACUGUAUUUAACUUUUUGGGCACUGUACAGUUUGUUUACUCGUUUAUUGAAGGUAGUCCAAUGCGACAUGCUGUGUUUGAAAAAAUAUCAAAAGAAAAUGGUGGAUCUGUACAAACGUUAAAAUCAUGUUCAACGACCAGAUGGGCAUGUCGAGCAGAAGCCGUAAGUGCUAUUAAAAAUAAUUAUUUGGUAUUACUUAGAACUUUAAAAGAAAUAAUUUCUAAUUGUUCAGCACCUGAAAUGAGAGCCAAAGGUCAAGGCCUCUUAUAUCAACUAAAAAGAUUAGACUCUAGAUUUAAACAAGAUAGAUUAGACUUAAUACAUUGUGUUGGAAUGUUGACAAAUCUAAGUACUGAGAUAGAAACUACAAGUUAUGAGUUAUUGUCUAAAUAUUUUGGUAUUUUAACUGAAGAAUUGCACGCUGAAGUUAAAAUUUUAGGUGCUAUUAAAACUAAUACACCAAAGGGAACAAAUUCUGUUUCAGUGUUUAAUUGGCUUGAUUGGUUAA